AUGGACAAUGCGCCGAACUGGUUCCGCUCCUCCACCUCCACCACCUCGCCUAGAACUACAACCCCGCAAACGCCCACGCCCACGCCCGACGCCGCCGACUCUUCGAUCCCUUCACCUUCCACUCCAUCAUCAUCCUCCAUGACCAAAGCCGAAGGUUUGGUCAAAAUGGAGGAAAUCACCCGAAAAGUGAACCGAAAGAUUGCGAGGAAAGAGGCGCGGAUUUCGAAAAAUGCUGGUUCGGACACGAAUUCUCCCGCCUCGACGGUGACGACCCCGGCGGCGAAAGAUAAGUCGAAAUCAUCGUCCAGGCGGAGAACUCGAGAUGAACAUCAUGAUCGACUUGCUCGGGGUGAUUCACCACCGGGACACCCUCAUUCCGCCCCACCACGACCGCGACCCCCACCACCACCGCAGUACCAACACCACUCCUCCUCCUCCUCCUCCACUCCUGCUCCUCCCGGAUACGACCCUCUCUACGACGUCCAUCAGAGCCAAUAUCCUCCAUAUCAACCCCAUCCAUAUCAACCUCAUCCAUAUCCACCUCAUCAAUAUCAAGAUCAACCUCAGCAACAGCCCACAACUGUUCCUCGCCCGCAAGCAUCCCACCUCCCCCGAGAGGAAGACACAGUAUGGUUCUUGUGCGGUCACUUACUCGACGUGGGCAAAGCGAUUGGAACUGCGUUCGUGUGCAUGUUUCGAUUUUGGUGGUGGUUGGUACGGAGUGACUGGAAGUUUCUGUACUGGCUGUGGUGUUGGUGCAUGAGCGAUAAGGAUGAUCUGCGGAGUGAUCAUCUUGGCCGUGGUGGUGGGGGAAGACAUGACGGAUGGAGCGAUGGGAAUGACGGUCGUGGGAGACAUGAUGGAGGGAGGACGGAGGAGGAAAAGGAGAAGAGCAGAGAAGACGAUCAUGUUGGGUGGUUGAAGAGGUGCUCGCAGGUCUACGAGGCGGUCUGGCAGCGCAAGGAGCCCCAAUUGAACCAUUAUACACCCACCAAAGUCAUCAUGUCCUCCUCGUCAACGAGGACAUUACCCCAAGAACCACCUCAAUCCCCUCGAAAUACAUCUCCUCAGUCUCAGGAAGCCACUCCCUUGUUCAUGCCACCGCAAUACCAACAACACACCAACUCCGGCACGCUGCGACAACGGAUACACACUCCCUCAGCCAUGGCGCAUACCCCGGACCCGGCCUAUGCUCCUCCUCCUCCUGCUCAGCCUCCCUCAACUCCUGCCCCUCUUCGACGACGACGACUUUCCUCUUGCACACGAAUCCUCGUCGGCACGGGAAUCCUCAUCCCCAUCUCCAUCUUCAUCAUCCUCCUCUCCCUCUUCCUCCCACCUCCCACCCCUCACAAUCCCCACCUCCCCAUCGACAACCUCCUAUCCGCCAUCAGCCACACCUCCACCGCCCUCGAACUCCUCACCGAGACGGCCAAUCGAAGAUCCGACUCCAACGUCUUCGCCUGCGGCAUGAUCGAAACCGCGGCCGAGACCAUCGCUGAGCCACGGACGCAUGCACCGAUUCGCCGAGCUUUCCGAGCUUUGGCGGAUGAGGGUGGGUGGGCGUGUCCGGAUACACUGAAUUAUACCAAGGCCAAGCCGGUGGAUGUGACCUUGACGAAUUUGGGGGUGGCGUUGGCGGAGGAAUUGUGGACCAUGACCACCCUCCUCAACCGCUCCGUCAUCACCUCGCAAGAGCUCGCCGCGGAGUCGGAACACAUCGCGGCUCGCAUUCGAAAAGCCGCUCCUCGAUCCGAACUGUGUCGAGUCGUCCCUCUCCAAUCCCACGCCCACGCCCACGCCCACGCCGUCUCACCUCGACCUCAGACAUCGUGGAUGACGACAUUCCUCCCCUGGACGACUCCUUCCCCACCCACUUCCUUCUCCUCCUCCUCCCCUCCGAUCCACGACUCCGCCGCCUUGAACUAUGAACUCGACUACCUCAACAUCACCCUCUCCCCCGCCGUCGCCUCUCAGGCCCACACUUUCGCGCAGCUCGAAAAAGUGGGCCGACAAUGUUUGCAGCGAUGGAACGCGUGGACGGCCUACGUCCCCUUGGAACGCCUGUCGCCGGAACGCGGCCUGUACACGAUGCAGAAUAUCGAGGCGUUGUGUAGGGAGUUCGUCCGCGAGGAGGACGUGCCUCUUCCUGACGAAGCGGUGGGAGGUCAUGCCAAUCAUCCCUCCUCCUCCUCCUCCUCACCAAAUGAGAUCAUGCAUGAGCUCACGGAGAAGGUGGUGGGAGCGCAGAAAAAAAAGUCAAGCUCCCUUCCCUUGAAUGUGCGGGCGCAGGAGGCGUUUGAGCGAGCGAGGAGGAGACUCUUGGAGGUGGAGGAGGGGGAGAGGCAUCGCGAGAUGGAGCCCGUGGAGGAGGAGGAAGAGGCAAGGCGUCGGGCUCUGAGUGGUGGAAUGCAAAGCCAUGGCUUCAAUUGGCUCGCGCCGUCGCCGCACCGGGAGAAGAGCGCGGCGGGAGGGUGGUGGUCGUGGUUGUGGCGCUGGCUGAUCGAUCGCAUCGAUUGGCGUCAAAGCCAGACUGGGUCUACUGCUGCGGCGGCGAAGCGCAGGGACGCGGCGACUCGCCGGAGGAGGUGUCGUGUCUUGGGCGUGGAAGAAGAUCUGUCCAAGAAGAAGAAGAAGCAGGAGUCUCGUGGUGGCUAUGAUUAUGACUAUGAUCACGACGGCGAUGAUGACGAUGAUGAUGAUGAUGUUGAUGAUGAUGGGCAUGGGCCCGUCGAAACGCUCCAGGUCACCUGUCGGCGCUGGUCCCAGUGCGCGCGGCAGGCGGGUCAGUUCCGGAGGGUGGGGGGUGGUGGUAGUACUGCCACCGACCGUGCUGCUGCCGCCGCUGCUGCUGCUGGAUGA
Molecule: messenger RNA, 2859 nt
Organism: Zymoseptoria tritici IPO323
Lineage: Eukaryota; Fungi; Ascomycota; Dothideomycetes; Mycosphaerellales; Mycosphaerellaceae
Exons: 2
Coding region: 1-2859 (952 amino acids)
Source: RefSeq, a predicted model, not a curated record